AAUGUUUAUAAAAAACUUCUUUAAGAAACAAUCAAGAUUUGAGAGAAAACUAUUCGAAUCUUCAAUAUUUGAUAAUCAAGAGACUGUUGAUCUAGAAGAUGUAAAAUAAAUGUUAUAAGGUAAAUUUAAUUCUAUUAAUAUAGGAUUUCCUUGUUUAUCUGAAAUUGAUUAACUAGUUUAAAGUAUGACUAUCGUAUAGGUAUGUCGAGAAUUCUUAAGACUUAUUCCACCAACUAUAGACAAUCAUAAGAAACUAAAAGUUCUACUUACUAUGCAUGUACUUAUGGGAGAUGUCAAACAUGGUAGAUUAUUUGUAUAGUAAUUAAAUUACUUUAAUGGUUGGACACUUACUAAUACUAAUAAAGAUGAAAUCUUAAAUAAAUUUAUUGGCAUUUAAACUAUGAUAAUACAUAAAUUAUCUGGCAUAUAAGAAAUAUCUAAUAGAAGCAAACUCAAAACAAAUAUUGAAGUUUUCUUUAAAGAUAUAGAUUCAUCAGUCAUUCAAUUUUAUAAAGCUAUUAAUUGUCUAAAUUUCAUUUUAGCUUAACAUGAUGUAUAAAUUCAUACUAUUUUUAGUUAUAUUUCAAUAUAUCAAAAUUACAUAAUAGAACUGUAGUUAUGGAGAUUUACUUAUUAAUCUGGAACGAUGUAAUAGCCAUGUAUUUAAUGCUUGAAAGGUACGGUUUAUGAAUUCUCUUUUUAAGUAUUGUAGGUUCAUACGACAAUUUAUGGAGUGUUAUACAUAACUUGAUUAAAAAUAAGCAUUACAAGUUUAUGAACUUUUUAAUGAAUAUAAUAAAUUAACAGCUUCUGUGAGAUAAUUUGGAUCAAUUAGCAAUUGUUUCAAAAAUUGCAAUAUUUCUUAACCUAAGUAUUUAAAAUAUAACAUAUUAGAUGGUUUGUGCCAACUAAAAAAGAGUAAGAUGAAUUACAAUUGUAUUUUUAGAAUGUUAAAAUAUAUUUAACAAGUAGAACCAAAAGAUAAAAAAUUGAAAAAUCUGCAUCUUAAGUAUUGAGAGUAUGUCAAAGUACAGACAGAAACUAUAGAAAAUCAACAUCAUUUGUUGGCCUAAAAGGAGAUAAUUUUCUUUAAAAUACUACUUUAGGUUAUAUGAAAAAGUUAUCUACUGCUACAAAUCCUAUUGCAUUUUAAUAUACAUUUGAAAGUGAAUAAAAAACUGAAAUUUAAUAGAAAUGA
Paramecium pentaurelia is the source of this 1198-nucleotide messenger RNA. NCBI's taxonomy places the organism in Eukaryota, Ciliophora, Oligohymenophorea, Peniculida, Parameciidae. The record is from the annotation of a GenBank genome assembly.